This is a messenger RNA of Cokeromyces recurvatus, 945 nucleotides long. RefSeq lists its product as uncharacterized. The transcript is spliced from 3 exons. The coding region runs from base 152 to 682 and encodes 176 amino acids. NCBI's taxonomy places the organism in Eukaryota, Fungi, Mucoromycota, Mucoromycetes, Mucorales, Mucoraceae. The record is from RefSeq and is a predicted model, not a curated record.
UGUCAAGUGGGAAUUGUCUUCGUUUUCUACUAAAAUCCUUAUGAGAUGUAGUGUUAAGAACUUGCUCUAGUACAGUAUUUCUGUAUCAAAUUAUUGCGAAUUGAAAUGUCACUUGUCGCAUUUUUAUAUUCUUAACGAUUUUGAUAAAACAAUGAGCACAGAAGCACAAUUCAUUUUGGAAGAUGGUCAAGGUGGAGAAAGAGAUGAUACUAGAGCUAAACUGAUGGAAGUUGAUCAGUAUGAUCCUCAGAUCAAGACCUUGACAACGCUUGUAUAUUCACAUAUUGAUAAGUUCAACUUCAUUCACCAUAUGAUUGUGAAGUGUCUCGAAACAAUUGCUCCAGUUGCCAGGUUAUAUAAUAUUAAUCCUCGAACAGGUCAGCGCUGGUGGGAUAAGUAUAAGGAAAACCCAGACACUUUUUUCGAAAUUAAACCAAGAGGAUAUAUCAAAAAGCUCUAUAUCGAGCACAAGGACUUUCUGGUGGAGCUAUUCGAUAAAGAUCCAGCUGCAACCAUCGAGGACGCUAUUGAGGAGUUAUCGGCUAAUUUUGAAGAAAUUAAAAUGGAUUCGACCGCAGUUUAUGAUUUCUUGAAAGUUGAUAUGAAUUUCAUUUUUAAAAGAGCUGCAUUUCAUGCUGAGAAGAGGAAUAAUGAGGAAAACGUGGAGGAGAGAUACAAGUAGGCUACUCAGAUUGCCAAUUCAGAUGUCAAUUUCCUUAGAAAUUGCAUCUUUAUCGAUGAAUCCGGUUUCCACGUUAUUUGAAGCGUACUGGUGCUAGGGGACCUAAAAGAAAAACACUAGCGUAAGAAUACCUAGUCUUCUCACCUCUCAGCUUGUGCCUGUCUCAGUAGGCAAAAAAAAAAAGAAAGACUGAUACCGGAGUAGCAAAAAACAGCAAAAACCAAAGGGUAUUAAUGCUGACCAUUUUGAUGUUUUUAUAAAAG